AUGAUUAAUCGAGUUUUGAUUGUGAAGGGUCAGAUAAUGGACAAUCAAAGCAUCAAAGCGCUCUUAAUGAUAAUGCUAUUAAGCUGCUUUUCAGUCUCAUGCAGUGAACUGAUACGACCGCCAUCACCGCCACAAGUUAAUUACGCUUUUAAUAAAUUUCGGCCGCCACCCGCACCAGAACCAACUUUCAUUCAAAGAAUUACGAGUUGGAUUUUCCCUUGGGGUGGUGUCAGUGAAGAAGAAGAAUUUCAAUUCAAAGCAUCAGCGAAAAUUGAUAAUCAAAUUCAUGAUCGACCUGUUCAUUAUUCGAGACCUCCAUUGACAAGAGUCAAUCCAUCGCCAAUUCGCGAAGUUGAACAUGCAGCACCUAGAACGAGUCCAUCUCCACCAAUCACAAAAUGUUCACCUUGCAACAAAGUUCCAUGGAUUCCAAUGAUGCCAACUUAUCAGCUUCCUUUAGUUAACAGUAAUUCUGGAGGUCAACAGCAACAUCAACAACGUCAAAUUUAUUUCAAACAUCAUUUUGGAAAUGAAAGUCCUUAUGCACAAAUUCCACCAGAUCUUAGUCACAAAUACGGUCCACCAAGUAAUCAACAACCAUUGUUGGGGAAAUUCCCAAAUAAUGGUCAUCAAUUAUAUGGAGUUCCACCACCCCAACAUAAUCAGCAGCAGCAUCAAGAAAGGUUUCAAUAUACAACUCCCGUUUAUACGAAAACAACUUUCAGACCGAACAACAAGAUCAUCGAUCCUUUAGCCAUCACUUUCACUACAGUUCGACCAAACAACAACAACAGACCACUUCGUUUCACAUCAACUGGAUCAAUAACUAAUCCUGAAUAUAUUCCCCCACCCAACGUUCUCCCUCUUGAAGGUGAGACUGGCAAUGGUUUUGUUCCCAUACCAAUUCCGAAUCUCUCACCCACGCCAAUUCCACCACUUUUCGAUGCAAAAGAUUUUAAUAUUAAUCCGUAUCGCAGUCAAAAAACUGGAUCUAUUAAACUCGUGCCAUUAGAUCCUGUUGCACAAGUCUCAAAUAAUGUUAAUGUUCAAGUUAAACCAGAGAAAAAUUUAGCAAAGUUAGAAGCAUUAAAAGAAAGUCCAUCGGUUGAAGUUGUCAAUUCAAAUUUAGUUGCUGAAUUUACGAUAAAUGGAAAUUCAAUUCAACAUGAAAGUGUAACCACGAGAGAACCUUUCAAGAAAGAUUCAAGUUUCAGUCUCGAUGUUGUUAAUAAUCUCGAUGUUAAAUCAACAAUUCAUCAACCGAUUGUAGUUGAAAGUUUGGAGACGGUAACUGACAGCAGUUUUGCUGGUUCUGAACAUGCUUUCGAGCAUAACGUUCAGCAGUCUUUAGAUCUUCUUGCAAAUCAAGUAAAGGCUCCUAAUGAUGACAUUUUCUACACUUCAAACUCUAAUCGAUUUGUUAACAACUUACAAAGUCAAGAAUUUAUUGAAACAACAACAACUGAUGACAGUUACAUUGUUAAGUUUGAACCAUCAAUUCAAACUGCUGCUGAUUUGGCAGCUGAGAAGACGAAUAAAAGUUUACCGUCGAAGAAUCGAGAUCGAGCAACGCCUUUGGAACUUUUAGACUUGCCGAUUUAUUAUGUGACACAAACAAGUACUGAGACACCUCCGCCGUUCAAACCUUUGGAAGAAUAUACGAAAAAACUGGCAACUUUAUGGACAUCUCCACUCCCGAUAUCAACGUCAACAGAUGCAACUGUUACGCCAACGUACAGACAAACUGAAGCGACCAUUGCAACUUCUCCAAGCACAUCGUCACCACCAACAACUCUUUCAUUCUUAGCGAAACUUUCCAGUGUACCUUUCCUAGGCAUCACACCACCACGUGAACCUCCCAAGCCGCCACCAUCAACAAAGAAACCUAAACAAAUACAAAUUGUUAUUCCUUAUACAAGUUAUCACAAACCAUCACCAUUCAAAGUGGCUCAAGAACAAGAAAUCAUCACUUAUAGACCCAUUCGUGGUCAUUAUCUGACUCAUCCAACGAAGAAAGAACGAAAAGAAAUUAAAAGUUCAACGGAUGAUGAUAAAUUUAAUUCUCAUGGUUAUCAUAAUGAUCAAGAAUAUCAUGAACAUGGCCAAGAAUCGAAGAUUGUUGAGUCGUUGGUCACAGUUGAACCUUCGAAAACAACGAAAUAUUUGACAAAGAUUUUAGCGAAUAAUAUUCGUGAUUUGUUGAAGAAUGAAAAGACUCCAAAGCCACCGAAGAUUGAUAUCAUAAAGUUACAGAAGAAUAUCGAUGGUUGGACUGAACAGAGCUUCUUAGGAAAAACAAGUACAACAUCGUUGAUGGGACAUACAAAAGCAAUUCCGAAAUCAUUCUUAAGUACAACGAUGAAAGCGACAACAUUUAUGAAAUUUCCUACGACUACGCUGUCACCUAAGACAACUUUCGAUCCUGAUCUCAUGGAAGAAACGAAGCGUCAAUACGACAGCAUUUUAUACAAAAAAGAUGACAAUUUGUUAUACGUAAAGCGACAUGAUCGAUUUUUAGAUCGCGAUAAUGAACUUGUGUUGAUUAAUAACAACUUAACAUAUAACAAUUUAGAUUCUGGUGUUAAAGUUUUUGCGCCAAAAACCACAUUAACACCAAAAGAACUUUGGAAACGACUUCACGUAACAAUUUCACCUUUGACCAAUGAGAAAAUUUAUGUUGUGACGCCACAACCACUUCAAGAAUUCUACCGAGAAGAAAGCACAACAUUUAAACCACGUUUCGCUGUGCGACCAACCGUUGCAGGCAGAAAACAACCGAAGAAGUUUAAACCGGAAAUGUUGAGACGGAACGAUGAAAUAAUGGAUUUUGAUCAAGUAAAGACAAUCGAUGAGAAUUCGAAGGUCAUCAGAAUAAUAACGCCACAACAGAAUGAUGAAGUCACGAGACCAAUCGAAGUGACAUCUGUCAAACCAUAAUCAUAACAAAGUUGCCAUCAAAUGCAUAAAUAAAUUAAUUAUGUAUUAUUUAUGUACAUUGUAUGAUUGUAAAUUAAGUUAAUGGUGUUGUGUGGUGAUGAUCUUCAUCAUCGUUUUGAAUUACUUGAUGUGUACCAUAUUGACUGAUAAUUUAUUAGGUCCCUUUGUACUUAUUUACUUGUGACUAUCACUACUACCACUUAUCCCAGUAUUGUCUAAGAAUCAACUAAAUGAUUAAUGAUUAGUUGAUAUUUCCUAAUAUCGAAUUUAAAACCAUAGAAGUGGUUUGAAUUACUUCAACCUGAAAUCAGUUCCAUGAAAUCUUCUAAAUUCUUUUUUUCCUGCUUAGUAAGAAUGUUGAUUUAAUAAAAGUAAGUAGAACUAAUAACAUUGAAUCUAAAUGAGUGACUGAAUGAAUGAGAACUUCUUACGAUUUCAAUUUUUUCCCACACUUUUAAUAUUUUUAAAACUUCUUUUGUAAAAUAUUUCUGAAUUAAAAAAAGAAUUGAUAAAUAUAUGCAAGCAAGUUAAGAAU
Clunio marinus is the source of this 3472-nucleotide messenger RNA. The record is from the annotation of a GenBank genome assembly. NCBI's taxonomy places the organism in Eukaryota, Metazoa, Arthropoda, Insecta, Diptera, Chironomidae.